AGCGGGCGGAAAUACGCGGCGAGCGAGGGGAGACGCCCUCACUGUCUUGCUCGCCAGAAGUGAUGUAAUCCGCGUGGGGCCGUAAAGACCAGAGAAGUGGAUGUGUGAACUCCUAAACCGUGACCGGCGCGAGGGACGGCCGGAAAAGGUGUUGGUUCCCUCAUACAACGGGAGAGGCUCUGGAGAGAACGUAGAGCGCAUUCUACUCACAGGAGCGCCUAGGGUCAGGAUGGAGGGCCAGAGUCCGAGCAGGGACCGUGGGUUCCUGCUACAGUUUAACUUUGCAAGCACAGUUCGAGUCCCCGUCUCCCAGGACUGGGCAAGGGUUCUGCGCCCUUCACCAUUUCACUAGAAACUCUGGCCUCCUACUCCUAAUGUCCAGUUAUCAGUCCUCUCCUAGUCUGAAACCGGCGACCUUGCUACCCCCCACCCCCAGCCAAGGGGAAGCUGUGCUUUCCAGAUGGCCCACCUGCGGGGCCCUAAUGACACUCGGGGUGCUUUAUUAACCUAGCUCUCUUUAGGACCCAGGAGAAGUCAUUUGCUCCACCCUAUUCCCUGGGCUAGUUCCUGGUUUCUGAGGUGAGAGGACCAUCAUAGGAGAGGUGGCAUUGGCACUGGUGCCCCGUCUGUGGCCAGAAACCCCUCGUGCUCUGCUGUCAGGGUUUCCUCCAUAUUGGAUCAUCAUGAAACUACACCGAAAAUCGGUGCUCAGUUUCUUCCAUGGGUACAGAACACAGGCACCAGACCAGGAGGGCAUCUUACUAAAGAAAGGAGCCCGAAACACCAGCUACCAGCGCCGCUGGUUCAUCCUCCGGGGAAACCUCCUUUUCUACCAGGAACACCAGGCAGACCACACACCACUGGGCCUCAUCCUAUUGGAGAACUGCCAAGUGGAACCACGCCUUAAGGCCACAGAACCCUAUGCCUUUACCAUCCUGACCCCAGGGAUGGAGGGUGUAGGUGGGCGGGCCUACAAGCUAGCAGCAGAAAACCAGGAAGAGUUGGGGACUUGGCUAUGUGCCUUGGCUGGGGUGAGCUGGAGGCGGCUGGCUGUGCUGCUAUCCCCGCUGGAAGCCCAGUAUCGGGAGCUGUGCCAGGCAGCUGGCCAAGAACCCAGCUCACCCCCAGAGAACUGUGACUUUCUAGCUAUUCUCAGUGUCCCCUCUAGCUUCCAGGAGUUGCAUGAGCGCUUUGGGAAGGAGAUCCGGAUGCUCCAGGCCAGUGACAAAGGAGGCAGGAGCCCAGGCAAAUCUGGAGCAGGCGCUCAACCAGUGUUUGUCAAUGAGUGACUGAAUGAUGGACCAAAGGUCAGCAAACUGCUCAGUAGAGACUCAGGUCCUGGCUCUUUCCUUUCUCCCUAGUUCUUAUCCCCAAAACCGCCUCAUCAAAUAACAAGGCAUCAGACAGGCCCAGGUACAACAGCAGGUUCUUUUUCCGGUUCCUCAAAGCAUCGCACGGGAUGGGAGAUGAGAAAGAGAAUGUAAACAUUGGAUUCCACCCCCUGGAGCUCAAGGGGAGACCCCUUACUCAAGGGCUUGAGGGUUGGAAGGGAAUAAGAUAAAGGAUGGGGGUCCUAGUGAGACAAAGCAGAGGCCUGAGAAUACAAAGCAAGGUGGGUGAGGAAGUGGGGGACAUUUCCUAUUUCAGUGCAUGUCCCCUUAAAUAAAUUGGAGUGCAGGAGAACUAAAGGACAAAAGACAAAGCGAGCACCCCCAUCCCGGGCCAUCCCAGUCCUCUGUACAUAAUUACAACACAGAGAUGUUCAGGAGUAGAAUGAAGAAAGCCUUGGCCCCCAGAAAGGAAGUUGGGGAGACCAGGCAGGGCCAAAGAAGGGAAAAGGAACCCAGCUCCACUUGGGAGUAAGGGGAGCCACUGGAGUGUAAGAAUCUGCAAAUGGCCAACUGCCAUUGCCAAGAGUCACCCUGUGGUGACAAGAGGCCAAUCAGGACAGCACCUGGGAGGGGACCUCAGAGGGAACUGGCAGGAGUGACAGAGACCCCAGCUGGGUCUAACUGGAGACAAGAGUCUCCAGACUUGGUCACAGCUGCCCCAUGCACUGUGGCUGUCCUGGUUGUGUAGGGAUCAGCAGCUGGCAAGGAGAUGGGGAGUCAAGCCACUUUCCUCAUCAAGAGGGACACCUGCUGAGGGGCUAGGGGAGCACCCCAGGCCAGGCCUUCUCUUGGCUGAGGGGAAAAGAGAGGGGCCAUGCAGUCCAGCCCCAGGCAGAGGUCAGAAGUAAGCGUCCUGCCGGGCUUCAGCUGCUGAGGAUCUGUCCCCACCAUCCUGGGGUGCUGGGGGUCCAUCUGCCUUUCGACGCAGGGAAAGCUUCCGGCCUUGGCCCUUCUUCUCCUGCUUCUGCCUUUCUUUCUCCUGUUUCUGUUGCUCCUUCUCCUGUUUCUGCCGCUCCUUCUCCUGCUUCUGCUGUUCUUUCUCUUGCUCUUUUUCCCACUUCUGCCGUUCCUUCUCCUGCCUCUCCCGCUCUUUCUCCUGUCUCUGCCGCUCCUUCUCCCGCUCUUUCUCCUGUUUCUGCCGCUCCUUCUCCUGCCGCCGGGUUUCCUUGCCGCCAGGACCCAGAGGGGUGCUGUUGCCAGUAGGUGAGGGAAGGGAUGGGUGCAGUCCCUCGGCAGUGACAACAGGCCCUGGGGCAGGCCCAGCACUAGCCCUGCGGGCAGGAGGGGGUGGGGAGGGGGCCCCUCCACUUGCCCGAGAGCCUCGGCUCUUGAGGCCUGGGAGACUGAGUAGGCUGGAGGAGGGGCCCAAGGGUGGCUGUUGCCGCCUUCGCUCUUCAUGGAUGGCCCGGGAGCCAUGUAGUCUCCGUGAAGGCCGAUACUGCAGCUCUCCCCGGGU
This is a messenger RNA of Sciurus carolinensis (gray squirrel), 2847 nucleotides long. RefSeq names its product sesquipedalian-1-like. Bases 684 to 1289 code for a protein of 201 amino acids. Gene Ontology annotation, biological process: retrograde transport, endosome to Golgi; receptor recycling; endosome organization. The record is from RefSeq and is a predicted model, not a curated record. The transcript has 2 exons. Gene Ontology annotation, cellular component: recycling endosome; early endosome; trans-Golgi network. Lineage: Eukaryota; Metazoa; Chordata; Mammalia; Rodentia; Sciuridae.